Mus musculus (house mouse) is the source of this 7566-nucleotide messenger RNA. RefSeq names its product opioid receptor, delta 1 (gene Oprd1). Gene Ontology annotation, cellular component: presynaptic membrane; membrane; vesicle. Gene Ontology annotation, biological process: regulation of mitochondrial membrane potential; negative regulation of gene expression; response to nicotine. The coding region runs from base 737 to 1708 and encodes 323 amino acids. Lineage: Eukaryota; Metazoa; Chordata; Mammalia; Rodentia; Muridae. The record is from RefSeq and is a predicted model, not a curated record. Gene Ontology annotation, molecular function: G protein-coupled opioid receptor activity; receptor serine/threonine kinase binding; G protein-coupled enkephalin receptor activity. The transcript has 4 exons.
GCACGGGGGUGGGGCGGGAGGCUGGGCCGGGCUGGGGGCACCUGGAGUCAGCGGAGCCCAGGCAGGGAGCGCGCGCGAGGCCUCUCUGGCCCAGCUCGGAGCCCGGUGGUGCAGCGCCCGCCCCCGAUCGCGGGCGCAGACUGGCGGCCGCCUCCGGACCACGUGGUGCGCGCGGCGGCUCGGGGCUCCCCGGGCUUGGGCGAGCACUGCGGGCGGUCGACCGGGCGGAGGAGGCGGGAGCGAGCGCUGCAGCCUGCGGCGUCGGGGCCGUGGCCUCCGUUUUCCGCGCGCCACUCGCUGGGUCCCUGCGCCCAGGGCGCACGGUGGAGACGGACACGGCGGCGCCAUGGAGCUGGUGCCCUCUGCCCGUGCGGAGCUGCAGUCCUCGCCCCUCGUCAACCUCUCGGACGCCUUUCCCAGCGCCUUCCCCAGCGCGGGCGCCAAUGCGUCGGGGUCGCCGGGAGCCCGUAGUGCCUCGUCCCUCGCCCUAGCCAUCGCCAUCACCGCGCUCUACUCGGCUGUGUGCGCAGUGGGGCUUCUGGGCAACGUGCUCGUCAUGUUUGGCAUCGUCCGUGGGAUGAAGUCUUCCUCCAACCCAGACCGCCUUCCUAGACAGAACUUGUCCGGAGUAUCUGCUAUUCUCACUUUGAAUAUUCCUCCGGCUUUGAAGCUCCAGACGUCAUAUCCCAAGACACUCAUCAGUUAGUUGUGCCUGCAGAGGAUUGAUCACAGUGUUAUGUAUGGCAGCAGGAGAGUGGAAAGGGCCUUCAUGUCCUUCAUGGAGGAUUUCCAGUUGACUUUACUCCAGACUCCUAGGUACACCAAAUUGAAGACCGCCACCAACAUCUACAUCUUCAAUCUGGCUUUGGCUGAUGCGCUGGCCACCAGCACGCUGCCCUUCCAGAGCGCCAAGUACUUGAUGGAAACGUGGCCGUUUGGCGAGCUGCUGUGCAAGGCUGUGCUCUCCAUUGACUACUACAACAUGUUCACUAGCAUCUUCACCCUCACCAUGAUGAGCGUGGACCGCUACAUUGCUGUCUGCCAUCCUGUCAAAGCCCUGGACUUCCGGACACCAGCCAAGGCCAAGCUGAUCAAUAUAUGCAUCUGGGUCUUGGCUUCAGGUGUCGGGGUCCCCAUCAUGGUCAUGGCAGUGACCCAACCCCGGGAUGGUGCAGUGGUAUGCAUGCUCCAGUUCCCCAGUCCCAGCUGGUACUGGGACACUGUGACCAAGAUCUGCGUGUUCCUCUUUGCCUUCGUGGUGCCGAUCCUCAUCAUCACGGUGUGCUAUGGCCUCAUGCUACUGCGCCUGCGCAGCGUGCGUCUGCUGUCCGGUUCCAAGGAGAAGGACCGCAGCCUGCGGCGCAUCACGCGCAUGGUGCUGGUGGUGGUGGGCGCCUUCGUGGUGUGCUGGGCGCCCAUCCACAUCUUCGUCAUCGUCUGGACGCUGGUGGACAUCAAUCGGCGCGACCCACUUGUGGUGGCCGCACUGCACCUGUGCAUUGCGCUGGGCUACGCCAACAGCAGCCUCAACCCGGUUCUCUACGCCUUCCUGGACGAGAACUUCAAGCGCUGCUUCCGCCAGCUCUGUCGCACGCCCUGCGGCCGCCAAGAACCCGGCAGUCUCCGUCGUCCCCGCCAGGCCACCACGCGUGAGCGUGUCACUGCCUGCACCCCCUCCGACGGCCCGGGCGGUGGCGCUGCCGCCUGACCUACCCGACCUUCCCCUUAAACGCCCCUCCCAAGUGAAGUGAUCCAGAGGCCACACCGAGCUCCCUGGGAGGCUGUGGCCACCACCAGGACAGCUAGAAUUGGGCCUGCACAGAGGGGAGGCCUCCUGUGGGGACGGGGCCUGAGGGAUCAAAGGCUCCAGGUUGGAACGGUGGGGGUGAGGAAGCAGAGCUGGUGAUUCCUAAACUGUAUCCAUUAGUAAGGCCUCUCCAAUGGGACAGAGCCUCCGCCUUGAGAUAACAUCGGGUUCUGGCCUUUUUGAACACCCAGCUCCAGUCCAAGACCCAAGGAUUCCAGCUCCAGGAACCAGGAGGGGCAGUGAUGGGGUCGAUGAUUUGGUUUGGCUGAGAGUCCCAGCAUUUGUGUUAUGGGGAGGAUCUCUCAUCUUAGAGAAGAUAAGGGGACAGGGCAUUCAGGCAAGGCAGCUUGGGGUUUGGUCAGGAGAUAAGCGCCCCCUUCCCUUGGGGGGAGGAUAAGUGGGGGAUGGUCAACGUUGGAGAAGAGUCAAAGUUCUCACCACCUUUCUAACUACUCAGCUAAACUCGUUGAGGCUAGGGCCAACGUGACUUCUCUGUAGAGAGGAUACAAGCCGGGCCUGAUGGGGCAGGCCUGUGUAAUCCCAGUCAUAGUGGAGGCUGAGGCUGGAAAAUUAAGGACCAACAGCCUGGGCAAUUUAGUGUCUCAAAAUAAAAUGUAAAGAGGGCUGGGAAUGUAGCUCAGUGGUAGGGUGUUUGUGUGAGGCUCUGGGAUCAAUAAGACAAAACAACCAACCAACCAAAAACCUUCCAAACAACAAAACCAACCCUCAAACCAAAAAACUAUGUGGGUGUCUCUGAGUCUGGUUUGAAGAGAACCCGCAGCCCUGUAUCCCUGUGGGGCUGUGGACAGUGGGCAGAAGCAGAGGCUCCCUGGAUCCUGAACAAGGGCCCCAAAAGCAAGUUCUAAAGGGACCCCUGAAACCGAGUAAGCCUUUGUGUCAAGAAGUGGGAGUAGAACCAGAAAGGUGGCUGAGUGAUUAAGGGCACGUGACUCUCUUGCAGAGGACAUAGGUUCGAUUCCCAGCACCCACAUAGUGGCUCACAGCCAUCUGUAACCCCAGUCGCAGUCAAUCUAAUGCUUUCCAACAACUGUGGGCACCAGACAUGAACAUGGUACACAUACAUACAUAUAUACAUACAUACAGGUGAAACACUCAGACACAUAAAAUAAAUCUUCUUUUAAAAGUGGUGGCACAUGCCUUUAAUCCCAGCACCUGGGAGGCAGAGGCCAGCCUGGUCUACAUAGUGAGUUCCAGGAUGCUCAGGGCUACAUGGUGAGACCCUGUCUCAAUAAAAGUGUGUGUUGUAGGGAGAGUAAAUCGUGAGGCAGGGGGCUGAGGCCUCUGCUUACAGGUUAAAUCCUGAAGCCUGAACAUGGAUGCUUUUGGGGUUCCUGGGGUACUAGUGUAUGUGGCUCAGUACCAGAGCACCGAGACCCUUUGUUUGAGCCCCCCCGUAUGUGGUAACAUGAAUAAGGAUUCUCACCAAAUACUUGGACCCUUGAUAAGAACCCGGAAGAAGACUCUUGCCCCUUCUCCCAGCGUCUGGCUGUCCAUCAGAUGCCUGGUGUCCAUGACUCCCAGGGACUGGAACUGCCCCAGUCGGACUCUGCUUUGAAGGGAUUGAGGGAAGAAGGGCUUUUAUAGCAGUGAUGUCGGUGUGGCCCUUUGCUCUCUCCCAUUUCUCCUGAGUCCCUCAUUUGCUCUCGCUGCAGAGGGUGGCCCAGAAACUGAUCCAGGCUCUCCUGGAUCUCAGCUCCCCUGGAUGUCAUUGUUUGCCCUGUCCCCGUUCCUCCUCCACUGCCUGAGGGAGCAACCUGCCCCUGACUCCCUAUUGAAGCAGUCUGCUGACAUCCUUGUAAAAACAAAUUUAAUUCUCUUCCUUUUUUGGGACAGAUGGGAAGAAAUUGACGCCUUUGUCUCAAACCAAAAAAGAAAGAAGCAGAGAGACAAUAUACUUCUUUUCUUUUUGACAGCCAUUUCUUUGGAACAAAAGCUGCAGGCUGUCACUCCAGCAGGGACCUAACUGCCUUCCGGGAGGCGGGAGCUAGACUAGUGAGUAGAAAAGGUUCCUUUGAUGGACAAAGCAUAGUCCUUUUCUCCCUGUGGGGUCCCUAAAAGCUUAGGUCCUUGGGAAUCUCUGUAGCCUGGGAUACAGAGUGAUUGUCACCGCUGACAUCAGACCUGCCCAGCCACUGUAGCCUGGAACUUAACCUCUUAGCUGACCUUUACCACCUAAAUGGUCACUAUGACCAUGGAGAUUUCUGUAGAGUGUGGUGGUGGUGGUGAGGUGGUCACCAGGCCAAAGACACCCCUAGACACUCACUGGAAAGUCCUGCUACUCUGCUAGGGAGGUAGCAGACAGCAGACUCCUGAAGCAGGUGUCACGGGACUUAGUGCUGUGUGUCCUUGCAAGGACUGUGGCCUUGUGCCCCACCCAGGGCAGAGUUGUGUUAGAGCUGACCCAGCCGGUCCUUUCCUGUAGGGAUGAGAACUGACUUGGCCUCAUGAGUAUAGGUAUUGCAGGUGUGAUUUCAAAAUUGUUUAAACGUUGAUUGAUUUUGUGUUGGAUGGGGCAUGCUCCCGCCACUGUGCACAUGAGGAGGUCAGGGGAGAGUUUUAAUAGAGGUGCUUCUCUUCCUCUGCCUCCUGAGUUCAUAGGGGUUGAACUCCAGUCAGCAGGUUUGACAGAAAGGACCUUUAUCCACCAACCCCAAUUAAAAGAAAUUAUUUAUUUGUUUGCUAAUUUGUGUGUGUGUGUGUGUACAGUAACAUACCAUGGCACCACCACAUCCAGCAAGAUUUGACCAACUUUUUUCUAACCCUUUCUGAUAAUGUCCUGGGAUCAGCCUCAGCUGAUUAUAUACAUACACAUAUAACAUACAUACCCAGGUGAUUGCAUGCCAAUGUGACAGAUACAGUGACAGAAAGGCCCAGGGGGGAUGUCCCAGAAGUACUUUUUCAUUAAAAAACCUGUUUGCAGCAAUUCUAUAAGAGGCGGCAAAGGGCCGGUGGGUUUUAAAGGAUGCAUAGGAAUUGGCUACUGGGGGAGCAGCAGAGUGGGUAGAAAAGUGUGAGCAUGUCCAAGACCCAAAAGUUAUGAGCAGUAGAGACCCGGAGCUUAACUGAGUACGGUGGUGUACCAGGCCUGGCGCCCAUUAUCUCAGUUCAUCCCCUCAACAGCCCCUGGGCCAAAGUAGCAGUAUCCCUGUCUGUCUGUCUGCCUGUCUGUCUGUGUCUGUCUAUCAUCUAUCUAUCUAUCUAUCUAUCUAUCUAUCUAUCUAUCUAUCUAUCUAUCUAUCUAUCUAUCAUCUAUUUUUGAGACAAUGUCUCACUAUGUAAUUGUGGUUGACUGGGAACUUGCUAUAUAGACUAUGCUAGUUUUGAACUCAGAGAUCAGUCUGCCUCUGCCUCCUGAGUGCUGGGAUUAAAGGUGGUGCCAUACCUGCCUAGAAUCCCCAUUUUAUUUUAGUAAGUAUGUAUGCAUGCAUGUAUGUACAUGUGUGUGUAUAUGUAUGUAUGUAUAUUUAUUUUGGGGGGAUAGAGUUUCUUUGUGUAGCCCCGGCUGUCCUGGAACUUGUUCUGUAGACCAGGCUGGCCUCAAAUCCACAGAAAUCCCCCUGCCUCUGCUUUCUGAGUGCUGAGAUUAAAGGUAUGUGCCAUGCCUGGCUAGUGUCCCCAUUUCAGAUGGGAAAGCUGAGCUCGGAGGUUAAGCUGCUUUUCCCUGAGUCACAGACCUUGUCGGGAGUGUCAGAACUCCGGACAGAGGAAUUUUAGAGGAAAUUCCCAGGUCCACGUUUACUGUGAGUUCUGGGCAUCAGUGAAGCAGAACGAUGUCCCAGCUGUCGCUGGGUUCCUGGGAUGAGGCUUUUGAAGACUUAACAAAAUAGGAGAAAAGGGCAAUUUUCCGUGAACUUUUGUUCCUCCUUAAGUUCUCCAAAUCUUUGCCUUUCAAAAUGUACUGUGCAUUUUGCACGGUGCAUUUUUUUUAAAGCUCCAAAUUGACAGCGUAAUUCUAGACUAUCACAGGUCUCUCUUCCUCCCCAAAAUUUCCAUUCCGUUCUCUCUACGAGGUGGGAGGGAAGAUUGUGCCUUUGGUUUAAAAAUGCCCUACAGUUUCCAAUCUCUUCUUGAUGUCCUCGAGCUCCAGAUGAAUGCUAGAAUCUGAUGUUGGCUUCCUCUCUCAGAUUCUCAGUUUUCCCGUCCUGUAGAGUGGACUUUCUUUGUAGAAUGGCUGCGAGGAUUAAUUAGGUAAUGUAUGUAUAGCCACAGGGCUUGUCACUCAGCAAGUAGCUGUGACUGGAAAAUAGCCAGGGUGCAGGGUCAGAGCUGGAGACCCAGAGGGAAAUGUGCAUUGGCUUCUGGGGUGCACUGAGGAGAGAGGAGUCUGAGAAUCUGGCCUGGAGACCUCCGAGACCCCAUGGUGAGUGUGUGCGAAGCCACUGGAGCAGCAGGAGGAAGAGGAGAAUGUGUUGUCAUGGAAACAGGAGGAGGAGGGUGCUCCCAGGGAGAGGGAGUGAUGGAUAAUGUCAAGUUUAAUAGAGAGGAUGGAGGUGCAGAGGGCAGGAGGGCAAUGAGAGCAAACCAGAGACCUCAACUUUAGUCUCCGACAUGCCCUGAGAAACCCCAAAACCUGGCUUCAAGUCUCAGCCCUGGAGUUAAAUAAACACAUGAACUAGCAAAGGAUUUGCCUUCACCAAACUUCUGUUUUCUCCUAGAUAGAAGAUGAGAGAGUGGGUAGUCUCUAAUACGAUGGCCAACAUCUAAUCAGGUUCUUGAGUGGAUUCAUGGCCACGUAGCAGCUGGAUCUCAGGCAAGGGAUGGAACCCCAAGAGUCCCCUAAGAGCAUGCAGAAAUUCUGGCACAUAGUGGGCCGCAAUACAAGGUUCUUCCCUAGUAGUUAUGGGGGCUCCAAAGCUGGCUGUUGUCAGGAAGUUGCUUGGCUUGGAGUCCUAAGUGCCUGGCAUGUUGAGAGAUGGGCAUUUGGCAUCUGGAAGGUUGCUGGAGCCGCAAGUGCCCUGGCUGAGCUCCUACCUGCUAGAACACAGUCCAAAGGCCAGCUGCCAUCGCUCUGUAUCUAUACUUAGAUCCCAAACUUAGAACUGCAGCGCCAUACGAAGCCAGCUGCGGAGACUCUAAACCCUAGACAGUGAGGUUCCCUGUUAGACCCCGACUUUGGUACUUAUAUACAAACCAUGUGUGGAACAGAGUCUGGAGUGUAGCUCAGCAGUUAGAAGCAGGAACCACUCUUCCAGAGGACCUGAGUUCAGUUCCCAGCACCCAAAUCAAGCAGGUUACAACUGCCUGUAGUUUUAGGGAAUCUCACCCCUCUGUCCUCUGCAGGUUUCCCCAGAUGUGUCAGGAUCUCAUGAUGUAGCCCAGGCUAGCAUCAAGCUCACAAUGUAGCCAAGGGUGUCCUUUAAUUUCUGACCCUCCUUCCUCCACCUCCCAAGUGCUGGAAUCAUAGGUGUGUACCACCACACUAGCUCACAAUUAUUCAUUCACUGCCUAUUCCUUUAUGUUACUUCUGGCCCUAGGUGGGCAAUGCUCAUUGGCAGGAGUGAUGCAGAGUCAGGAUGUGGUCCCUCAUUCUGAGCUUGUAGAUGGGCUCCUGAGACCAGGACAGUGGGUUUGAGGCUCUGGAUGCAGGCAGCUUGAGAGUUCAAACUGGAGUCACCAUGAGCUGAUGAGGGACCUCAGCAGCUGAAGAUGCUGUCAGUCAUGUUCAAGCCGUGACGUCACAUUAUGAUGCUGCCAUCUAUGAAGUUCAUACUGGAGAGCUGUUUAAUCCAGCUACAAAA